CUUCGCAGGAAGUGAAGGGCAGACUCCUUCCGGUAGUGCGUAAGCCCGAGCGGAGCCGAGACCCAGCGGAGCCUGAAUCCCGACACGACAAGAUGGCCGGGCUGCCCCGCAGGAUCAUCAAGCUACUGGUGGUUUAUACCUGAGCCCUUACAAGGUCCCAGUUUCAGAAACAUUUCCAUUCUGGCAAGAUGCCCCUGCAAAAAUAAACAUGCCAGCAGAAGAUGACCUUUCCUAAGAAGAGUAGCUGUAAAGUGAUGAAAUCUGAGUUGAACUGUGCAGCAACCCUCCAAACGACUGCUUGAAGUGUCGUUCACUUCGUGUGCUAGUAUGGCCGUAGCAUCCAGAAGGGCUGUGUUCAGUACCAUGGGAACAUAUUUCAAAGCAUUCACCAGGCAGUCUCUGGUAUCUGACUCAGCUGUGUAUUGUUCUUGCCACAAAUCUACAUAUUCAGCUCUUCCGGAUGACUACAAUUGCAAAGUGGAACUUGCUGUGACAUCAGAUGGAAAGACCAUUGUUUGUUAUCACCCUUCUUUGGACAUUCCAUAUGAGCACACAAGAUCAAUUCCGCGGCUAGAUCCAGUGGAUUUUAAGGAAGAGACACAUGACCAAGUGCUGAAAUCUAAGUUGGAUGUAAAAGAACUCAAGAACAAGAAAGGUCCUACAAUGGAAGAACUUAGUAAAAUGUUUUAUACAACAAAACAUCGCUGGUAUCCAGUGGGACAGUACCAUACUAGACGCAAGAAAACCAAUACUCCCAAAGACAGGUGAACAGGAGAGAGUCCCUCUUUAUCGUUCCUGUCAUUGAAGAUAAUCCCUGAACAGAUGGGAUGUAUAUAUAUGGUCAUUAAAAUGCUUUUUCUGUCUAAAU
This is a messenger RNA of Eublepharis macularius, 868 nucleotides long. RefSeq names its product mitochondrial ribosomal protein L42 (gene MRPL42). Gene Ontology annotation, cellular component: mitochondrial large ribosomal subunit. Lineage: Eukaryota; Metazoa; Chordata; Lepidosauria; Squamata; Eublepharidae. The transcript has 7 exons. The coding region runs from base 328 to 768 and encodes 146 amino acids. The record is from RefSeq and is a predicted model, not a curated record.